UAUAGCCUCUCGGCGCUGGUGCUAGGGACCGCGGCAGGCCGAGAGGGAGGCGAGCGUGGUCCGAGGGGACAAGUCCGGGCAGCGCUCGGGCAUUGGCACCAGUUCGCGCACUCAUUCAAGCGGCACCCGUCCCAGCCCUUCUCGCUGACCGCGCCAGCUGCGUCUUCGGCCGCUGCCGUAUCCUGAGCUCAUCUGCAAACGUCCCGGAGUCGGUCCUCACCAUGCCUAGCCUUUGGGAUCGCUUCUCGUCGUCCUCCUCCUCUUCGCCUUCGUCCUUGUCCCGGACGCCCACCCCAGAUCAGCCGCCGCGCUCAGCCUGGGGGUCGGCGGCCCGAGAAGAGGGGCUCGGCCGCUGCGCGAGCCUGGAGAGCUCGGACUGCGAGUCUCUGGACAGCAGCAACAGCGGCUUUGGGCCGGAGGACGACUCGGCAUACCUGGAUGGGGUGUCCCUGCCUGACUUUGAGCUGCUCAGCGACCCCGAGGACGAGCACCUGUGUGCCAACCUGAUGCAGCUGUUGCAGGAGAGCCUGGCCCAGGCACGACUGGGCUCGCGGCGCCCCGCGCGCCUGCUGAUGCCCGGCCAGCUGGUGAGCCAGGUGGGCAAAGAACUGCUGCGUCUGGCCUACAGUGAGCCGUGCGGCCUGCGGGGGGCGCUGCUGGACGUCUGCGUCGAACAGGGCAAGAGCUGCCACAGCAUAGGCCAGCUGGCCCUCGACCCCAGCCUGGUGCCCACCUUCCAGUUGACCCUAGUGCUGCGCCUGGACUCACGCCUCUGGCCCAAGAUCCAGGGGCUGUUUAGCUCCGCCAACUCCUCCUUCGUCCCUGGCUUCAGCCAGUCCCUGACGCUGAGCACCGGCUUCCGAGUUAUCAAGAAGAAGCUGUACAGCUCCGAACAGCUGCUCAUUGAGGAAUGUUGAACUUGGGGUCUGGGGGGCCGACACCGACCCCACAGCAGACAACUGAACUUUGGGGGUGGACAUUGGCAGGCAGGAGCUGAGGAGCUGCUGCCUGUUAGUUAGAGAACUGACAACAGCCCCUUGAGGGGAGGAAGGGGAGGAGGGGGAGGAAGCGUCUCCCGGGAAGCUCACUGAGGUGUAGAGGUGGCUUCUCUUGGUGGGCACGGGCUUGCCCUCAGUACUGUAGCAUGAAACAAAGGUUUAGGGGCCGACCGGGCUUCUGGCUGGAUGUGUAUGUAGCAUGUACCUUCUUUUUAUUGUUACCGACAGUGAAGACAACAGUGGUGUGACGGCCAGGAGAGCAGCUGGGCUGCACUGGCCUCUGCAAUUGCAAUCCGUGUGUGCUCAAGGUAGCUGGCCCUGGGGGGAGGGGGAGGUCCUCGAGGUGUUUUGUGUAUCUCAUGGUCGGAAGGGGCCAAAUGUGUGUGUUCUUUGUUUUUGCAUCUUUUGUUUUUUUUGACCGGAGCUUCACUACUGACCUGUUCUAGGCAGCUAUCUUACAGACGCAUGAAUGUAAGAGUAGAAAAGGGUGGGUGUUGGGAUCACUCGGGGGAUCUUUGACACUUGAGAAAAAAAUACACCUGGGAGCUGCGCUUGUCCCACCCCGAAGUGUACGGAAGAGUUUAUCUGUGAGUGGUGGGGCUGAUGGGGGUGGGGGCUGGCACCCCUGCCCCAGAGGAGUGCCAUCUGGGUCUUCCAUCUAGAACUGUUUACAUGAAGAUACUCCCUGUUCAUGAAUACACUUGAUGUUCAAGUAUUAAGACCUAUGCAAUAUUUUGUACUUUUCUAAUAAAAAAAAGUGUUUGUUAAAA
Molecule: messenger RNA, 1768 nt
Organism: Eptesicus fuscus (big brown bat)
Lineage: Eukaryota; Metazoa; Chordata; Mammalia; Chiroptera; Vespertilionidae
Gene: DDIT4
Product: DNA damage inducible transcript 4
Exons: 3
Coding region: 222-917 (231 amino acids)
Biological process (GO): apoptotic process; negative regulation of TOR signaling; response to hypoxia
Cellular component (GO): cytoplasm
Molecular function (GO): 14-3-3 protein binding
Source: RefSeq, a predicted model, not a curated record